This is a messenger RNA of Cokeromyces recurvatus, 594 nucleotides long. Its product is annotated as ubiquinone biosynthesis protein Coq7. Gene Ontology annotation, molecular function: 3-demethoxyubiquinol 3-hydroxylase activity. Gene Ontology annotation, cellular component: mitochondrial inner membrane. Lineage: Eukaryota; Fungi; Mucoromycota; Mucoromycetes; Mucorales; Mucoraceae. Gene Ontology annotation, biological process: ubiquinone biosynthetic process. The transcript is spliced from 2 exons. Bases 1 to 594 code for a protein of 197 amino acids. The record is from RefSeq and is a predicted model, not a curated record.
AUGUCAUCACCUACUUCUUUAACACCAGUAACACCUACUAAUAAACGUGAAUUAACUCAAGAAGAAAAAGACAUUAUUCAUCCCAUGAUUCGUGUUGACCAGUCCGGCGAAGUAGGUGCCUAUUACAUUUACAAGGGUCAAAUUGCUGUAUUAGGACAGAAUCCUAAACUUCGCCCUUUAUUGGAAAUGAUGUGGGACCAAGAACGUGUUCACUUGGAGCUUUUUAGUGAUCUUGUAGGUCAACACAGAGUACGACCCAGUCUUUUGAGGCCUGUUUGGGAAAUAGCAGGAUUUGUUGUAGGGGCGGGAACCGCCCUGAUGGGUAAAGAAGCAGCUAUGGCAUGCACAGAAGCGGUUGAGACAGUUAUUGGUGACCAUUAUAACGACCAACUGCGAAAGCUUCAUGAACUCCAGAACCCUAAUGAUCAAUUAAAUUAUUUAUCCAAAACAAUUGCAAAAUGUAGGGAUGAUGAAUUAGAACAUCAUGAUAUUGCAGUGGAGCAUGACGCUCGACAAGCCCCUUUACAUAGUCUUUUGAGUGCUGUUAUUAAACAGGGAUGUAAGACGGCUAUUUGGGUUGCUGAACGUGUCUAA